AUGAGGCAUUCAGCCAGUUAUUUGCCCAGUAGUGCAGUAUUGUCUGAUGUUUGGGUUUUAUCAUCAACUCGACAAUCAACAACGGAAAGGGAUAUCAUUAAGACUUGGAAAUCCAUGAUUGAUAUUCAAGACCGCAGACCUGCUGAAGUUAGAAGAAUAGGAGUUGCAAACUUUGGUAUAGAGGAGCUAGAGAUGAUUAUAAAUGCGACUGGUGUUAUUCCAGAUGUCAAUCAAGUUGAGCUUCAUCCUUGCUGCAACCCACAAAAACUCUUUGAAUACUGUAAAGACAAAGGAAUUCAGCUUGUGGCAUAUAGUCCUUUGGGUUCGAUUGGAUCCCCUCUCCUGAAUCAUCAAGGGUUGAAGAACUUAGCAGGAAAAAAAUGGUGCAUCAAUUGCUCAGUGCUUAUUAAACUGGGGGGUUGCUCAAGGUUGGCCCGUCAUUCCCCGUUCAUCUUCGAAAGAAAGGCUACUUCAGAAUCAUAA
Molecule: messenger RNA, 483 nt
Organism: Ogataea haglerorum
Lineage: Eukaryota; Fungi; Ascomycota; Pichiomycetes; Pichiales; Pichiaceae
Exons: 1
Coding region: 1-483 (160 amino acids)
Molecular function (GO): oxidoreductase activity
Source: RefSeq, a predicted model, not a curated record